Messenger RNA from Rosa rugosa (rugosa rose), 2247 nucleotides. Its product is annotated as receptor-like protein 2. Lineage: Eukaryota; Viridiplantae; Streptophyta; Magnoliopsida; Rosales; Rosaceae. The record is from RefSeq and is a predicted model, not a curated record. The coding region runs from base 1 to 2247 and encodes 748 amino acids. The transcript has a single exon. Gene Ontology annotation, molecular function: protein binding.
AUGGUUCGAGGCUUAAGCUUAUUCCUCCUCAUUUUCACGAUCUCUUUUACGCAUAAUAUUCAUGCAUGCAUCCAAACUCAACGUGCUUCUCUCUUGUCGUUUUCCCUCACUCUUUCUUCUCCUUCCUUAAACUGGACUUCUAGUAGUUGUUGCUAUUGGGAAGGCAUUACUUGUAAUCGAGAUGGUUGGGUCACCCAUUUGCAGUUACCCUCCAAAGGGCUCAAACUAAAAGGAGGUAUUUUUCCAUCAUCAUCACUUGCAAAUCUCACACAUCUCACUCACUUGAAUCUCUCACACAAUUCCCUUUCUGGUUCUCUAGAUCAAACUGAAUUCUUCUUGUCCUUGAAUUAUCUCGAAAUCCUAGAUUUGAGCUAUAACCUUCUCUUUGGAGUGUUACCAUCUUCUCUACCAUCCAGUCAUAUUCGGAUGGUGGAUUUUUCCAGCAAUCGCUUACAUGGUGCCAUUCCAUCUUCAUUUUUCCAACAAGCUUGGAAUUUGACUAGUUUCAAUGUCAGUAACAACACUUUUUCAGGUCCAAUCCCGUCCUCUAUUUGCCGUCCUUCUUCCUCGUUACAACACCUUGAUUUUUCCUUGAAUGAUUUCAAUGGUAGUGUAUCUCAUGGAUUUGGGAAGUGUUCCAAACUGCAGGUUUUCCGUGCCGGUAACAAUUACCUGUCAGGAUCGCUUCCAGAAGAUAUCUUUAAUUCUACCACUCUUGAGGAGAUUUCACUACCUCUAAAUUCAUUGAAUGGGGCAAUGAAUGAUAGAAUUGCCAACCUCACCAACCUCACAACCCUUGACCUCUCCUAUAACCAAUUGAGUAGUGUGCUCCCUCUCCAUCUUGGGAAGCUCUCCAAGUUGAAACACAUACUCCUUGAUUUCAACUAUCUGGAAGGCUCGUUGCCUCUAUCUCUGAUGAAUUGCACAAACCUUGUUGAACUACGUAUGGGAGCCAACAACUUGGGAGGUGAUAUCUCCAUGCUCAAUUUUUCAAAACUUAGCCAACUUAGUAAACUUGACUUGCGAAAAAAUAACUUCUUUGGUAUCUUGCCGAGAAGCCUCUACUCGUGCAAGUUCUUGAAAGCAAUUCGAGUGGCCUACAAUAAUCUAGACGUUCAAAUACAGCCUGAAAUUCUUUCAUUGAAAUCCCUGUCCUUCCUCUCACUUGGUGUGAACAAACGUUUGACAAAUGUCAGCGAGGCAAUGAAGAUACUGAUGGAUUGCAAACGCCUUGUAGUCCUAUCAUUAGCAUCUAGUUUUGUAGGUGAGGAACUUCCGGCUGAUCUUGGGACAGUUGAUUUUGAUGGUUUUCAAAAUCUUCGAGUUUUGGAUUUGAGUUCCUGUAACCUUUCUGGUCAAAUCCCUUUAUGGCUAUCAAAGCUCAAAAAGUUAGAGUUCUUGGAUCUGAAUCAGAAUAGAAUCACAGGCUCAAUCCCAAGUUGGAUAGGGACUCUUCCUAGGCUCUGUUCUAUAAGCAUGGAAUUCAACCUACUUUCAGGAGAACCUCCAAAGGAACUGUGGACACUCCCUAUGUUGGUAUCUGAACAAGCUGCAGCUCAAGUAGAUCGUACUGCUAUUGAUCUGCCUAUCUUCUACCCCAGUGUUGAUCAUGCAAGACCUUUACAGUACAAUUACUUAUAUUACGCUGCAUCUAUAUCCCUACAAAACAAUAACCUACAAGGGAACAUACCCUCUGAGAUUGGCCAAUUGCAGCUCCUCCAAACUUUGGAUCUAAGCAACAACAACUUCUCCGGUAACAUUCCAGACCAGAUAUCUAACCUAAAGGACAUGGAGAUGUUGGAUCUCUCCAUGAACCAUUUGUCUGGAAAAAUCCCGAUGUCCUUCACAAAUCUUCAUUUCCUAUCAAAAUUCAACGUCUCGUACAAUAAUCUUGAAGGGCCAAUACCAUCAAGCACUCAGCUCCAAAGUUUCGAUGCUUCUGCAUUUGAGGGGAAUCUGAAACUUUGUGGUGCCCCACUUCCAAAUAAGUGUCAGACAACUAAGGGCACUGAUGCACUUGAGAUGAACACCCAAGAUGCAGACAUGAAGGAGCAUGAAUUUCCAUGGUUUUAUGCUUCUGUUGCAUUUGGGUUCAUAAUAGGAUUUUGGGGAGUCUCUGGCCCUCUAGUGCUUAUGACGAAGUGGAGGUAUGCAUAUUACCACUUCCUAGACAAUGUACAAGACAGGUUCCGGGUGAUGAUUGCAACGCGCAUGGCCAGAGUGAAGAGAAGGUUUAUUAGAAGUUAG